AUGAUUGGUAAGGCGCUUGCGGGCAUUUUCCUGACUGGACUGUUUUCAGCAGGGGUUCAGGCGGUGGACGAGCCAGUGCCGAUGAAGCAGGUCGACCGGUCGAAACUGUCGGAGUCGUUUCGCAACACAGGGCAGCAGGGCGGAACAUUUGCCCUGGGGUCGGAAGGGUAUGUGGCGCGGGAAAACGGUUCGAUGACGUAUCCGUAUAUUUAUACGGGAUCUUCGACAUCGGGUAGCUUCAGAGGUCGAGAUCAGGACUACGACAACUCGAAGGGCCAGGGGGUGUGGAUACUCGCGCGGGAUGUGAAUGGGAAUUCGUUUGUCACAUCGUCGGGGCCGGUGUCCAACACCGGGGAUGUGGUGCAGGUGGUGCCAGAUUUGACGCCGGGAUCGGGCAAUUUGCGCUUGCGGAGCGGGGAAGACCCACCGAUCGUGGCGGCCCGACUGGGGUUUGAUACCCAGGACGCCAACGUGUGGUUCAACACGGACCGCGGCGGGAUCACCGAGCAGCCCAAACCAAUUUCCGAAGAGCCUGUAGAAGUGGAUAAUUACCGCGAGAACGGGUCAUAUACGCUGCCCAGGUUCGAUCACUUUCCAGAAGAAACUGUGAUUACGAAAUGGCGCAGCAACACGAAUAUCGAGCCAGACGGGACGGGGAUGACAAUUACGCGGUCUGCGUAUGGAUGGAGCCACCCGGAUUACGACGAUUUCUUUUUUGUGGAACUGGUCAUAGAGAAUACCUCAAACCGGUCCUAUGAAGAAGUGUAUAUGGGAUAUUUGAACUAUUUCAGCGUGAAUAAGCCCGGGCACUCGUUUCGCAAGUGGAAUGGCUACUGGUUUUCCGAACCGGGACGGCGGCUUGAAGACGACCGGUAUCAGUUUACCGAGGCCGCCAAUUACGGUGGGAAAUACCGAGGUAAAAAGGUAUCGUAUCAGUUCGAUGGCGAUGCACCCACCAGUUCAAAUAACGACAUGGGCGAACCCCGGUUCGGCGCAGAAGCCAUUGGUGUGAUCGGAUAUCGGGCAGAGCAAGAAUUGUAUUCGCCGCAAUACAUAGGCUGGGGACCUGUAGAUGUGACACCGCCCUUUAUCAACGACCCGGAAAGUUAUGUGCCGAUUACGGGCAUGGCGAUGGGGGGCGAGGAUAUUCCCAUCAGUCAGCCUGCGUAUGCACACUGGUGGAAGCGCCGAAGCCGCACGAACAUCGAGUUUGAGCCGCACGAAUCAGUUGAUACGAUUGAAGAGAUGUGGAAGAAGUUCAUCACGCCGGGUAAGCCCUAUGACGACAACCCGAUUGAGGGUGGUCCAAACCCCGAUGAGCGAGAAUUGCAGGAGCAACUGCACUCGCAGAUGUUCGGUCCCUGGAAGUUGGCACCGGGUGACAAGGCAAAAAUCGUGAUAGUUUUUGCCGCGGGUAUGGCAGCCGAGAAUGCGGGCCCAGGCGGUGAGCCGAUGGACUUUCGCAUCUGGGCCAUGACGCCAGGCGCGCAGUCGCAGGUGCCCGGCGGUGAGGAUAUUUUGUUCAAUCACAUCGACCGCGCACGUCAAUUGUACGCGAUGGGAUUUGACCUGCCCAAUCAACCGCCAGAUGUGGAAUCAAUUGCGCGUGCCGAAACCGACCGUCCUGUUUUGCUUCGCAGCAAUGCAAAUGGCAACGUGGAGUUGUCCUGGAGCGACGGUGCCGACGAUGCAGUGCAUCCGGAUUAUUCGGGCGGCGAGGCGCAGGAUGUGGCCGGUUACAAGGUUUACGGGAACACGGCACUGAUCCAGACCGAUCCAGUGCAGCAUGCUGGCGCGCCUCUGGGCCCGUGGAAUCUGAUCGCCACAAUUCAGGCAAAAGACCCAAGCUAUUACGAUGCCUCGACCGGGAUUUAUACUUUUGCCGAUGAGAACUCAAUUACGGGAUUCGGGUAUCGGUACAAUAUCGUAACCUAUGCCAACGGGCACGCGAAUUGGGAGAACCUGAAUGCGCAGAAAAACGCGAUUCCAGGCGCGCAAAUGCCCGUCCCGACAACACUUGCAGAUCUGCCCCCCGUGGUUCAAAACCAUAUCCGCACGGGGACCGAGUCGAGCCAUAUUGUGACGGCUGCGCGGCACAACACAUCCGGCGGUCAGUUUACACCUGUUGUGGCAGCCUCAGAUGGGUUCGACGCCUUAGACGAGAAAGUGUUUGUGGUGCCAAAUCCCUGGAAGGACGACGGGUUGCAUUCCUUUGGGGCGCAGGGCGACAACAACAAGCGCAUGCGGUUUACCAACCUGCCGCGUCUGGCUCGAAUUUCGAUUUUCACGGCUGCGGGAGACCUGGUCAUGGAAAUAGUACACGAUGGGACGCGCGGAGAUCAGCACACGGCAGAAGUGAGUUGGUCUCAACGAUCGCGUUCUGGCACGUCGUACGCGUCUCCGGGAAUUUAUUUCUUCGCCGUAGAGUCGCUGGUGCCAGGGCAAGAAGGCAAGGUUCAGACGGGCAGUUUUCUGAUUAUCCAGUAA
Messenger RNA from Geodia barretti, 2487 nucleotides. The record is from the annotation of a GenBank genome assembly. NCBI's taxonomy places the organism in Eukaryota, Metazoa, Porifera, Demospongiae, Tetractinellida, Geodiidae.